This is a messenger RNA of Scaptodrosophila lebanonensis, 3638 nucleotides long. It is a transcript of the gene esn, whose product is annotated as protein espinas. The transcript has 9 exons. The coding region runs from base 1 to 3606 and encodes 1201 amino acids. The record is from RefSeq and is a predicted model, not a curated record. Lineage: Eukaryota; Metazoa; Arthropoda; Insecta; Diptera; Drosophilidae. Gene Ontology annotation, molecular function: zinc ion binding.
AUGUUGCAACAACAGACAAUAAGCGGCAAGUUGCCGUUGGGCAAGCGUGCUCAGUUACUGGCCAAAAAGCAUUGGUGGAAAAUCUGUCUGCCACAAAGUCACAACGAGGCAGCCAAAAAUUAUCGCGAGAUUAUUGUGCGCACCGAGCUUCCGCCUGCAGCCAUCACCGACAGCAGCAGCAGCGGCAGCAGUGGCACAAUAACAAACAGCUGCUCCUGCCCAGACAGCGUCUCCAAAAGCUCCCAGGCAGACGUCAGCAAGUUGUUCCCUCGCAACAUGCCAAGCAUUCGACGCAGUCGACGUCGUGCCCCACCCAAUGCCCAACAAACAACGCAGCAACGUUCCGACUCCGCCUCCGCCUCUGCAGAGCGCAGCAUUGUGCCGAGUCAGGCACCGGCUGUGACGCCUGUUCAGCAAUCACGUCUCUCCAAGGUGACCAGACUAACGCCUAAGAAAGUGAAAGCUUCGUGCUCGAAAAAUCGCACAGCUCCUACUGGAGCAACAACAACAACAAUUGCUGCAUCCUGCGCCUCUUCAGCCCUCAAAUCAGCGCCACCCAUUAAGGCGGCCAUCAAGACCAAAACGAAGCCAAAGCAAUUGAAGCUAACACUAGCUCCCUGCGACAUUUCAUUGGAGCUGCCAGCAGAAAUUUCAUCACAAGCUCCAGCCCCCACCUUGGCCAUGGCCCUGCACUCGCAGCAAUCGAGCUUGAUUAGCUACGAUUUGAGUCGAUCGACGAGCCGUCAAAGCUGUUGCCAUCAGCCAGUGGCCAACAAGCUCAGCAGCGAUGACAACUUUCAUUCGUCGGGCAUCUCGUGCAACGGCGAGACUGACGAUGAUGUGGAGGUGGCCAUGCUGACGGGCAGUCUAACUGCUGCCCAGCUGGCGCGACUCGAGGGUGAAAAGAGUUUGCUGCCCUUCAGCGAUUUGCGCAAUUUGAAUAUGUGCCGCAAUCGGAGCACGGUUUGGUUGCAGGUGCCAAAUACUCGCAGCAGUAAGGCGAGUGAUGUGGAACGUCUGCUGGAGUCUAGGGAAACUGCAGCAGCAGCAACAGCACGGGAGGAUGAAGAGGCAACAACGCACUGCUACCUCAAUGCAGCAAUUGCAGAUGAUAUACAAUUAAGCGAUAUUGAAGAACAAUUGGCCAAGUUUGAUGGCGGCUUACAGUCAAAGCCACCGCCACCGCCAUCACCAUCACCACCACGCAUCACUUUCUCGAAUCAGUCAGUCGGCAAAUACAAGCCCACGCCAGCACCACGCCACACUCACAACAUGCAACAGCCAAGCAGUUAUUACACACAGACGGAGAGCGAGCUGUUGCACCUGGAGGCUGGAGGUGCGGCCCCCUAUCAGCAACAACAGCAGCAACAGCCACAACAAACCACUAGCAGCAACGCGAACAAUUUGGAUGCACAGUCGGCCGCCAGCAGCAGCAAUGGUGGUGGCAGCAACGGCACGCCCUCCCACUUUGUGUCCCCAAUGCAGCGUCGCCACUGCCAGCCGCCCUCGCACCUGCCCCUGAACUCGGUCUCCUCGCCGCUGCGCACCGCCAACUACAAAACGGCCGCCUCGGUCAGCGUCUACCAUCACAGCCAUCACCAGCAACUGGACUUUCAGCGCAAUUCGCAGUCGGAUGACGACAGCGGCUGCGCUCUGGAAGAGUACACGUGGGUGCCGCCGGGUCUGCGACCGGAUCAGGUUCGCUUGUACUUCAGCCAACUGCCCGACGACAAAGUGCCCUACGUCAACAGUCCGGGCGAGAAGUAUCGCGUGAAACAAUUGCUGCACCAGCUGCCGCCGCAAGAUAACGAAGUGCGCUACUGCCAUUCGCUGAGCGACGAGGAGCGGAAGGAGCUGCGCAUUUUCUCGGCACAACGCAAACGCGAAGCGCUCGGACGCGGAGCCGUUCGUCUGCUGUCCGACGAGAGGCCCUGCAAGGGUUGCGAGGAGCAGCUCUCGGCCGGUGACAUUGUGGUCUUUGCCCAGCGUUUGGGCGCCCAAGUGUGUUGGCAUCCCGGCUGCUUUGUCUGCAGCGUGUGCAAGGAGCUGCUGGUGGACCUAAUAUAUUUCCAGCGCGAUGGAAACCUCUACUGUGGUCGCCAUCAUGCCGAGACGCAGAAGCCGCGUUGCUCCGCAUGCGAUGAGAUUAUCUUCUCGGAUGAAUGCACCGAGGCUGAGGGCCGCACCUGGCAUAUGAAGCACUUUGCCUGCCAUGAGUGCGAGCAUCAGCUGGGCGGCCAGCGGUACAUUAUGCGGGAUGGAAAGCCCUACUGUCUGGGCUGCUUCGACACCAUGUUCGCCGAGUACUGCGACUAUUGCGGCGAGGUCAUUGGGGUGGAUCAGGGCCAGAUGAGUCAUGAUGGCCAGCACUGGCAUGCGACAGAUCAGUGCUUUUCGUGCUGCACGUGUCGCUGCUCCCUGCUGGGUCGGCCCUUCCUGCCGAGGCGCGGCACCAUUUACUGUUCCAUAGCGUGCAGCAAGGGCGAACCGCCAACGCCGUCGGACACCAGCUCAGGAUCACAGCUGCGACCCACACAUCGCGCUUCCACCUCCAGUCAGAUUGCGCGCUCUCCACGUCGCAACGGCGAGUCCAGUGGGCGUGGCAAGAGCGCAAAGGCCAUGGGCAGUGCGGGCGACUUGCUGGAGCGGCAGGAGCGCAAACGAAUGGAAGCGGCAGGAGUAGCAGGUUUAUUAUUGGGCGGCGGUGUGCCAGGCAUACCCCGACCCGCGCACCCUCCGCCCAUCGACCUGACCGAGCUGGGCAUCAGCUUGGAUAAUAUUUGUGCCGGCGACAAGUCGAUUUUUGGUGACACUCAGCUUACGUCUUCCAUGCCGGAUAUGCUGGUGUCCAAGGCAGAGGAUUCGCACAGCUAUCAGAGCAUAGACAAGAUCAACUUGAACUCGCCGAGCGUCUCGGAUAUGACGCAGAGCACCCAAGAGCUGGCCAACGAGCUGGAGCUGGACAACGAACCAGUGCGCGAGCUUCCACACGAUGGGUACGAGCAGCUCUUUGCCAGCAAACAGCGUCACAAUCGCAACUGCAACAAUGACAAUGAUCAUCAAGAUGACGAUGACGAUGAUAAUGCCGAUGCGGAGAGGCAGCCGCAGGAUGCAGGACAGCUGGACAAUCGGCCGCUGAAGGAGGUACGAUUUCACAGCGUGCAGGACACCAUGUCCCGCUCAAAGAGCUACACCGACAACUCGAAUGCGCGGCGGCGUCGCCGAAGACGCAACCAAUCUCGCAGCUCCUCAGAGAUGCAAAUCAACCAGACCAAUCUGCGGCUACACAAUGCGCAGACGCAGGCAGGCAGCGGUGCACUGAAUCUGCUGAACAAUCUGGACAACUGCGAUGUGGCCAGCAUAUGCUCGACUUGCUCCUCCAGCUCCUCCAGCGACAUGGACGACUAUGUCUAUCGACUGCCCGCCCGCAAACAUUACGGAGGGGUUCGGGUGGCCUACGUUCCCAAUGACGCACUCGCCUACGAGCGCAAGAAGAAGCUGGCCCUAGCCGGGGACCUGGGUGGCAUGAGCUCAAGUGUGGGUCCCAUCGCACACGCCAGCGUCUCGACGGUUCUGCAUGAGAGCAAGAACUGCACCAUAUCAUGACCACCUCCCAUUUUGCCACCGCCGCCACUGAA